Sporothrix brasiliensis 5110 is the source of this 1161-nucleotide messenger RNA. RefSeq names its product 60S ribosomal protein L4, mitochondrial precursor. Gene Ontology annotation, cellular component: ribosome. Bases 1 to 1161 code for a protein of 386 amino acids. The record is from RefSeq and is a predicted model, not a curated record. The transcript has 2 exons. Gene Ontology annotation, molecular function: structural constituent of ribosome. Gene Ontology annotation, biological process: translation. Lineage: Eukaryota; Fungi; Ascomycota; Sordariomycetes; Ophiostomatales; Ophiostomataceae.
AUGGCUGCACGGCGUGGAGCGCAGAGCCUCUCGGAGGCCUUUUAUGGCCUGACGUUGAGCUCCCAGACCGGCCGCAGGGCUCUCGUGCCUCGCGCGUUCUCGACAUCACCAUCACAAAACAAGCCUUUGGCGACAACACCGCGCUCCGCCUCGCCCGCCGCCUCCUCCUCCGCCUCCUCCUCUUCCUCUCAUUCAAAGCGCAUGCCGUCCUCGUUUGCGUCCACCGUCCCGCCGGCUGCCACGGCCCCGACCACCGUCCAGAGCAUCACCGAGCGUACCGUCCCCGUCACUGUGUUUGCCUUCCCGAGCCUCGAGCCCCGCGCCCUCGAGCUCUGGCCCGCCCAGCACCUGCAGCUGCCCCUGCGCCGCGACCUGCUGCACUUGGCUGUCGUGUACGAGGGCGACAACACGCGCCAGGGCACGGCCUCGUCCAAGACCCGCUGGGACGUCCACGGCUCCCACCGCAAGAUGCGCAGGCAAAAGGGAUCGGGCAUGGCGCGCGUCGGCACGCGCCAGUCGCCUCUGAUACGCGGCGGUGGCAAGACCUUUGGCCCCCACCCGCGCGACUUUGGCACCGACCUCAACCGCAAGAUGUACGAUCGCGCCUGGCGGACCGCGCUGUCCUACCGCUACCGCCGCGGCGAGCUGAUUGUGUGCGAGGACGGCCUGGAGCUGCCGCUGCCCGACGCCUUUUUGCGCCUGGCCCAGGCCGGCACGCUCGACCGCUCCCUCGAGGACGGCUUUGUCAAGCGCUAUGUCCGCUCCCUCCUGAACGGCGAGAUGGGCACGGCGUCCACGCGGUCGACGACGCCGCUGGUCGGCGGCACCAGUGAUGUUGUCCCUGGCAUUGCGGCAGCGGCCGGCACGGGCAUCGGCAGCAUCGGCCAGGCAUGGGGCCGUCUGGCCGGCCGCACCACGUUCAUCACGACCGACCGCCGCCCCAACCUGUUCACCAGCCUCGAGACCGCCGGCGAGGACGGCCGCGCGCUGGCCGUCGCCGACGUCGACGUCAAGGACCUGCUGGAGACGGGCCGCAUUGUCGUCGAGCGCGCCGCGCUGCACGAGAUGAUUGAUGCGCACCAGAGCGAUCUGGUCAGCCGCAUCUACAUCCAGGGCGCAAAACCGAGCGGUCUGGCUACAGGUCAGACAGUCAUUGGUUGA